Messenger RNA from Rotaria sordida, 1980 nucleotides. NCBI's taxonomy places the organism in Eukaryota, Metazoa, Rotifera, Eurotatoria, Philodinida, Philodinidae. The record is from the annotation of a GenBank genome assembly.
AUGGCAUCAAAAGCAACAAAACCGAAUCUUUUUUUCUUCAUAUUUGAUUUUUAUUUAAUGAAAGGAGCACAAGAUGAUAAUGAUAUUCUUCCUGAAGCUAUUCUAUAUUUCUAUCCAAGAGAUGAGCAAAUAAGACAACAAAAACUUUUGGAUUGUGGAGAAAUCGUUGGUAUUGUACAAUAUUUUCAACAUGAUCUUUUUCAAUCUAUACCAAAAACAUUAUAUUUUCAAAAUACAUUUGUUGCACAUGAACAUUAUGGUCGACAUAGUGGCUUUUUAUCUUUAUCACAAGAUCAUUAUACAUCAGAAGAAGCACAAAUUUAUCUUAAACAUAUUUUAGAUUUAUUUAAUAUGUCAUAUGGUACAUGGGAUUAUGUACAUUCAAUUUAUGGAAAAGAUAAUAAAAUGAAUGAAUUUCUUCAUCAAGCAUUAACACCUAUUGUGGAUUAUGUUUGUAAUCAAAAACGAUCAAUAUCACAUUUAUUUUCAACUAUCGAAUAUACACCAUUGAAAAAUGGUAAUCAAAGAGUGUUAUUAGAAAGCAAACAUUGUUUAGAUUAUCUUAAAUCAAAAUAUGGAUUAAAAGAUGGACUUAUUGGAUGUGAUAAUAAAGUUUUAUAUUCAACAUGGGAUUCUGAUACAACCUUUUAUAUACAACUUCUUUUUCAAUUAAGAAAACAAUUGCCUAAAAAUUUGGUACAAAUUCCAUGGGAAUCGGAAUUCAAAUUGAAAAAUGGUGUAUCACUUUUUCGUAUUUAUAUUCAUCAAUCAUCAAAUUUAACAUCAAUUCAAAAAACUACAGAUAAAAUUACUACUACUACUACUACUACUACGGAUCCUAUGGUUUCAACUACUACUAAUACUUAUCCUAAAAUACCAACACAAGCAAUUAAUAUAUCUGAUGGUUUAUCAUCACCAUCAGAUGAUUCAUUAUUAUUAAAAAAUCGUUUUAAUAGGUUCAAUCGUGCACAAUCAACUACUGAUAGAAAACAUCUUGGGCUAUUAGUCUUAACAGAUCAAUCUGGUUCGUCUGAAGAAACAGGAUUUGAAACUGAUACAAUGGAUGAAUUAUCAUCAUCUAGUGCUAUUGAUGCAAGAAGUAUAUCAUCAGAAUCUACGAGUGAAAAUUUCAAUCAUAUUAAUGCACAGAAUUCUAAUGAAAGUUCGAGUUGUUCUUCAUUACCUACUUGGCACGAAGAAUCAUUAACUGAUGAACAAAAACUUGAAAAUUUACAUUCACGUGCAUCAACAAUGAGUAAUGAUUUGGAGAAAACUAUCAAAAUUGAGUAUAUGAAUAGUUUAAGUGAAACUGUUGAUCGAAUUCAUAUAAUACAAGUUGAUACACAUGAAAAUGAUGAUGAUGAUGAUGAUGAUGAUAUUGGAGAAUUUCAAAUAAUUCAUCCAACAAUAUCGGAUUCUUUCCAUGAUCGAACAACAAUAAUAAGUAAUCCGGAUUUUAAUAUUCCAGAAUUUCAUAAAAGUGAUCGUCAUGAAUUACGUGUUAGUUGGGCAAAUAUAUCAGAUAAAAAUAUUGAACAUGAACGAGAUGAAUUAGUACUUUAUGUUCAAAAAAAUUCACGUAUGAUGUUUGUAGGUGUUAUUCAACAAAGUUUAUUAAACGAUGAAUAUCUUAAAGAUUUAUGGAAUUUAAUGCUUUCACAAAUGGCUAAUAUGGAAGCUGAAAUUCAAGUUAUUUCAACAGCUAAUGAAUUUCUUAAACUAAGUACUGAUGUUAGAUUUCAAUUUAUUGAAAAUUCUCAUCUUGCUGAAUUCGAACGAGUAUUUGAUGGUAAUCAACGUUAUCGUAGAAUUCCUUCUGAAGAAAGUGCAUAUAUGGCAUUAUUUGCUCGAUCAGAAUUUAAACAAAAUCCUGAAUGUAAAAUUAUUGGACUAUCACGAGGUAAUCAUUUAAUAUCUGUUGAUCGUUGUUUACCUGAUCGUACGACUUAUUCAUGUCGACGAUUUCAAGAAACAUUUUAA